Cuscuta campestris is the source of this 1543-nucleotide messenger RNA. NCBI's taxonomy places the organism in Eukaryota, Viridiplantae, Streptophyta, Magnoliopsida, Solanales, Convolvulaceae. The record is from the annotation of a GenBank genome assembly.
AAGUUCGGAUUAUUAUUAUUUUUUUCCCGAUGUAUUACCAUCAAUCUUAAGGUAGUAUAAUGAGUUUGGAUUCGGCAUCGCGGGUUCCUCCGGCAACGGAAUGAGUUCCGAAGUUCCGGUCGAAACCUCUUCGGUUGCCUUGGUUGUGCCGUCCUCACCGCUGCCCUUCGGGUCAAGUGUGGGGGCUGCCACCAUGACCUCUUUUUCGAUGCCAAGCUCGAUCUUCGGGUCGGCCCCUCAACCCAUUCCGGGGCUCGAAACCACGGGGAGUUACCCCGUUGGUAAUUCGAACCCGUUUCUCGGACUGACUAUGGCUUCAGCCUCGACGGCCAACUUUGGACCAAACGCGAGUUUCACCGCACCGGUCAAUCCAUUCGUUGGACCUCAUUGGGCGACCAACGAGCCUUUCCUUCAUACACCCAAUGCAGUUGGUUCGAUUUCGAUGCCCGCUUGUUCGGUCCAGAGGCCACUGAAGUUCAAUGGUACGAACUUCAAGAUGUGGCAACAAAAGACGGUGUUCUUUUUGACCGUCCUGGGGUUUGCUGAGUACCUGCAGCAAGAUCCUCCCCAACCGAACAAUGGAAACGACCCCCUCGUGGCGAUGGUGAACCAAGCAUGGUACCAUAAUAAAUAUCUCACCAUCAACAUCAUCCUCGAGGGGUUGGCCGAGACGUUGUACCCCGUCUACGCCGGUGCAAAGCAUGCCAAGGAGCUUUGGAGCAGCUUGAACAAGAAGUAUCAAGCUGAAGAUGCGGGCACGAAGAAGUUCAUUGUCGGGAAGAUGCUGGACUACAAGAUGGUCGGCAGCAAAUCUAUUGUCACCCAGGCUGAAGAGCUUACAGUAAUCUUCAAUAAAUGUAAUGAAGAGAAAGUAGGCGUCAGUGAAGAAUUUCAAGUGGCAGCCAUCAUUCACAAACUUCCACGAUCUUGGGAAGACUUCCAAGCCGAUCUCAAGCUCAAAAGAUUCGAGCUGAACCUUGAGCAACUGCUCACACGGUUGAGGAUCCGAGAAGAAGGGCUUGCCAGAAGAGGUGGAUGGGCAAAAGCAAAUGUCGUAGAACAUCUGUCGGGCUCUUCACAUGGCAAGAAGGACAAGAAGAAAAUAGGUCCUAAGGGUGGCGUUUUUAAAUUUGCAGGGAAAUGCUACAAUUGUGGCAUUACCGGGCAUCGUUCCUAUGACUAAAGGAAAAAGAAGCCACAAAAGAAUAAGAAGAAAACCACCGAAGCCAUGUGCGCAGAGCAUGACAACUUGGACCUCUGCGCGGUUGUCACCGAGGUGAACCUUGUCGUGUCAAACCUGAGGGAAUGGUUUGUGGACACAGGAGUCACACGCCAUAUUUGCUCAAACAUGAGCAUGUUUCACGACUUCUAAGAGACCUCUGGUGACAAGGUCUGGAUGGGCAACUCGGCCCAAUCAGAGGUUCAAGGGGUUGGUAAGAUUAAGCUUAAAAUGACCUCCGGGGUCAUUGUUGAUCAAACAUGGCUUUCGGAUGGUGUUUGAAUCAUAUAAGCUAAUCUUAUCCAAGAAAGGGAUUUUUAUAGG